Molecule: messenger RNA, 2862 nt
Organism: Cordyceps militaris CM01
Lineage: Eukaryota; Fungi; Ascomycota; Sordariomycetes; Hypocreales; Cordycipitaceae
Product: glycogen phosphorylase
Exons: 6
Coding region: 1-2862 (953 amino acids)
Biological process (GO): glycogen catabolic process
Cellular component (GO): cytoplasm
Molecular function (GO): pyridoxal phosphate binding; glycogen phosphorylase activity
Source: RefSeq, a predicted model, not a curated record
AUGCCUAUGCCUACUCCUGCUGCGCCAGUUAGGUUUUGCCAUUUUACCUUUGAGCCACCCCCAAGAGCCAGAGCUUGCCGGUACUUCCUCCUCAAGCUCUCGACCCCUCCUCCCCUCCUCCAUCCUCUAGCAUAUCUACAUCGCCUUCCCUCUCCCCUUCUUGUUUUCUUGUCUGCAUUAUCUCCCAAACAACAUUUACAACAUCCUUACCCAUCCCAUCAACCAACCAUGGCGUCUGAGCGACCAUUGCCCAUCCGCCAGCGUCGGCCCUCGACCUCUGCUCCAAUUGUCGACAUCCAGGGUUCCGUUGGGCCCGCCGGCGUCUCGCGCCCCAAGCACAAGAGAACCUUUACUGGCUUUGGCGCGGGCGAGAUCAAAACGUCUAUCCCCGAGCCCCAGCGCGCCGCCUGGGAAAAGCAUGCUAUCAAAAGCUUCGAGGACAAGGAUGGCUUUGAGCGCGAGGUCGUUCGCCAUGUCGAGACGACCCUGGCCCGGAGCUUGUUCAACUGCGACGAAAAGGCUGCCUAUGCCGCCACCAGCUUAGCUUUCCGCGACCGCCUCAUUACCGAUUGGAACAAGACUCAACAGCAGCAAACUUUUAGCGACACCAAACGCGUCUACUAUCUCAGUCUCGAGUUCCUCAUGGGCCGUGCUCUUGACAACGCCAUGCUUAACGUGGGCCACAAAGACAUCGCCAAGGCUGGCCUUGCCGACCUUGGAUUCAGAAUAGAAGACAUUAUUACUCAAGAAAACGAUGCCGCCCUUGGUAAUGGUGGCCUCGGUCGUCUCGCCGCCUGCUUCCUCGACAGCCUGGCCUCGCUCAAUUACCCCGCAUGGGGCUACGGUCUUCGCUACCGCUACGGCAUCUUCAAGCAGGAAAUCAUCGAUGGCUACCAGGUUGAAGUUCCCGACUACUGGCUGGACUUUAACCCCUGGGAGUUUCCUCGCCACGAUAUCCAAUUCUACGGAACCGUCCGAAAAUCGACCGACGCCAAAGGUAAGACCGUCUCUGUCUGGGAUGGCGGCGAGGUCGUUCAGGCCGUUGCCUACGACGUCCCCAUUCCGGGCUACGCCACACCCACCACCAAUAACCUGCGCCUUUGGUCCAGCAAGGCUUCUGGGGGCGAGUUUGACUUCCAAAAGUUUAACAAUGGCGACUAUGAAAGUUCCGUUGCCGAUCAGCAGCGCGCCGAGACCAUCAGCGCUGUGCUGUAUCCCAACGACAACCUUGAGAGAGGCAAAGAGUUGCGUCUGAAGCAGCAGUACUUUUGGGUCGCGGCAUCGCUCUACGACAUUGUUCGGCGCUUCAAAAAGACGAAUCGAGCCUGGGCCGAGUUUCCGGAGCAGGUUGCCAUUCAGCUGAAUGACACUCACCCCACGCUUGCCAUUGUUGAGCUGCAGCGCAUUCUCAUCGACGUUGAAGGCCUCGAGUGGAACCAGGCAUGGGACAUUGUCACCAACACUUUUGGCUACACCAACCACACUGUUCUUCCUGAAGCACUCGAGAAGUGGCAUGUUGGCCUCAUGCAGAACCUGUUGCCCAGGCAUCUGCAAAUCAUCUUUGACAUUAAUCUGUUCUUCUUGCAGCAGGUUGAGAAGAAGUUCCCAGAUGACCGUGAUAUGCUUCGUCGCGUUUCCAUUGUUGAGGAGUCGCAGCCCAAGAUGAUUCGCAUGGCCUACCUUGCCAUUGUCGGCUCCCACAAGGUCAACGGUGUAGCUGAGCUUCACUCCGAUCUGAUUCAGACGACAAUUUUCAAAGAUUUUGUCGCCAUUUACGGCCCAGACAAGUUUACCAAUGUCACCAACGGCGUGACGCCUCGCAGAUGGCUUCACCAGGCCAACCCUCGCCUAUCGGAGCUGAUUGCUAGCAAGUGUGGCGGCAACGGUUUCCUUACUGAUCUGACCAAUCUGAGCAAGCUUGAGCAGUUUGUUGGUGACAAGGGUUUCCGCAAGGAAUGGGCCGAAAUCAAGUACGCCAACAAGGUUCGCUUGGCCAAGCACAUCAAGAAGACUCUUGGUGUGACGGUCAAUCCAGCGUCGCUCUUUGAUAUUCAAGUGAAACGGAUCCACGAAUACAAGCGCCAGCAGAUGAAUAUUUUCGGCGUCAUUCACCGGUACUUGACGCUCAAGAAGAUGUCUCCCACGGAACGCAAGAAGCAGCUCCCUCGCGUCUCCAUCUUUGGUGGCAAGGCCGCUCCCGGAUACUGGAUGGCUAAGCAAAUUAUUCAUCUCAUCAACUCGGUUGGGUCGGUGGUGAAUAAUGACGGCGACAUUGGCGACCUGCUCAAAGUCAUCUUCUUGGAAGACUACAACGUCAGCAAGGCUGAAAUUAUUUGCCCUGCUUCUGAUAUCAGCGAGCACAUCUCGACGGCGGGGACUGAGGCGUCGGGCACGAGUAACAUGAAGUUUGUUCUCAAUGGCGGCCUCAUCAUUGGCACCUGCGAUGGGGCCAAUAUCGAAAUCACAAGAGAGGUUGGCGAGAACAACAUCUUCUUGUUUGGUAACUUGUCGGAGGACGUGGAAGACUUGCGCCAUGCUCACACAUAUGGUUCGCACGCCAUUGAUUCUGACCUGGACGCUGUGUUCGAGGAGAUUGAAAAGGGCACCUUUGGAACACCACACGAUUUCGGGGCACUGGUUGCUGCCGUUCGCCAGCAUGGUGACUACUACCUGGUGUCGGACGAUUUCCACAGCUACAUCGAGACACAGCGACUCGUGGAUGAGUCGUACCGCAACCAGGACGAAUGGGUUUCCAAGUGCAUCACGGCUGUUGCCCGGAUGGGAUUCUUCAGCAGUGAUCGUUGUAUCAAUGAGUAUGCGGAGAGCAUCUGGAAUAUCGAGCCACUUCCUAUCAGGGAGUAA